Molecule: messenger RNA, 2228 nt
Organism: Onychomys torridus (southern grasshopper mouse)
Lineage: Eukaryota; Metazoa; Chordata; Mammalia; Rodentia; Cricetidae
Product: immunoglobulin-binding protein 1b-like
Exons: 1
Coding region: 135-1172 (345 amino acids)
Biological process (GO): regulation of dephosphorylation; regulation of signal transduction
Cellular component (GO): cytosol
Molecular function (GO): protein phosphatase 2A binding
Source: RefSeq, a predicted model, not a curated record
CUCCGGAGGCUAAUACAGGGGGAUUGUCAGUUCCAGGCCAGUGCUGGCUGCACAGAAAGUUCCAGGCCAGCCUGAGCUGCAGAAAGGCUUUGUCUCAAUAAGCCAGAGACUUCCGGCUUCCUCCCUCUGGCAAGAUGGCGACGUCUGAGGAGGAGCUGCAGCAGCAGAGGCUCCCGGACCUGCUGGAAACCAGCAGACAACUUCUGGAGGAGGUGGAAGCCUCAACCCAACCCACGGGCUCCAAGCUAAUCCAGGAUAAGGUGACUAGGGCCUUGAAACUCCUGGAGACGGCCUCAGACAUGUUGUUACAGCUCGAUCUGUUCAGCCGGAACGAAGAUUGGGAGGAGAUUGCUUCCGCUGAUCUCAAGUACCUCAUGCUCCCGGCCCUGAAGGGCGCGCUCACGCUGAAGCUGGUGGGCACCAGCCAUCGCCUCAGCCGCCUGCGGGAGGCUCGAGACCACUUCAUGAACUUCCUAACCCAGAGCCACAGCUACCAUGUGGCCGAUUUUCAGCUGCCCUGGGCCCGGAGCAGCUCACCACCGGAAGGCAGCCCCGCCACUUCAGCCAUCCUGGAGCCUAACCUCGUUGCCAUGGCAUCCCAGAGGCAGGCUAAAAUCCAGAGGUACAAGCAAAAUAAGGCGGUGGAGCAGAGAGUGUCCGCUCUGAAAUCAGCGGUGGAGAGCGGUCAGGCUGAUGACGAGUGUGUGCGGGAGUAUUACCUCCUUCAGCUUCGCAGGUGGAUUAACAUCAGCUUGGAUGAGAUCGAGAGUAUCGACCAGGAGAUAGAGAUCCUGAGGGAAAGAGACUUUUCGGGCGAGCCAUCAGCUUCUCCCUUGCCUCCUCAGGAGAGGCCUCCAAUGAAGCCCUUCGUCCUCACCCGGAGCGUUGCCCAAGCACAAGUCUUUGGAGCUGGGUACCCAAGUCUGGCGACUAUGACGGUGAACGACUGGUACGAACAGCACCAGAAAUGUGAGGGUUUACCAUCAGGUCAGGAAGUCGAAAAGCAAGCACCACCACCUGAGUCCCACGGAGCGUCUCAGCAGGAAGAAGAGCUGGAGCUGGAGCAAAAGCAAGAAGAGGAAGAUGAGGAUGCCCUUCACAGGAUGCAGCAGUGGGAUGAAUGGAAGGACACCCAUCCUAGGGGCUAUGGCAACCGACAGAACAUGGGCUAACCUCCCCUCCGUGUGAAAGGACAAUGGAUCCCUCAUCUUCCCACACCAGGAUAACCCUGUUCCCUUCCUGAGGCCCCUGCUCCAGACUUGUGCAACAAAGGCAAAGAUACUGAUCUUGCUUCGCAUUCAAUAAAGUACUACUAUCAAGUUUUAUUUGCACCCUAGUUAAUGUCCGGUGCUCUCCUUUGAGCGUUAUUCUCACCAUGGUGUAUUGCAGUUUCUUAAGUGAAUAGGAAGAGUGCUGAGAAAUGGCUGUGCAAUUACCGACUGUAUGAUUUAUCUUUAAAAAAUAAAAUUCCUUUUUUUUGGGGGGGAAAAAUAUAUAUCCAGAAAGAACAUUCACGUAAGUUUCAUUGCAGUGUUUUUUAAUUAUUGUUAAUAUUUGGGUCUGACUUAAACCACUAUAGAUACAUGUAUUUGGGGAGAUAUGUAGUAUAUAUAAGAUUGGAUCAUACCUUCGUAUAGCUGUUUUAGAACAACAAACUGAGAAACCCACAGGAGGGUAUUAUGAAUGGCCUGAUGAAUAUGGGGAGUCUCCAAACACUUGACUGAGUUUGUUUUGGUUCUAAACGGAUGUAAGUUGUAUGAACUUACAGAACAGCCACCUUCAAUAGUUAUGUACUAUCUAGAAUCUUUUCAACAAAAAGUUUAUAUGAAGAUGUGUGCUUCAUUAUUUGCUGAGAUUUGAAUAUGGGUUUUAUUUCUUAAUCUUACAUUAGAAAUAGCUUCCUUAAAGAAGAGUGGAAACUUAACAUUUAUCAAAUAUAAAAAUGUGGAUAUUUGACUCAGCAUUUUCACAUUCAUAUAUGUAGAAAGCUGAUUUGCACAAAGGUAGAACAUAGCAAAGUGGUGAUGAGUUCCUUGUAAAAUCUCAAAGCUAGAAACUAUGUUUUCACUUAAAGAGACCUGGGUGAAAAAUCAUUUUUUGUAGUCAUGCAAUAGAUUGUCAGUAAACUGUGAGAAUAAAAUGAUUUGGAUUUUGUGCAAGGUAACUUAGAAAUAUUUACCAAUAUAUAUUAGCACAUAAGAAAAAUGAGAUGAGAAACUACGUAAGAA